UUUGAACCCACUCCCCGCCGCACAUCUCCCGCACUGCCCACUUGUUUUGAUGCGCUCCACUUCCAACCCGCAUCAUGAUACUUUGCUUUGCUUGACGUCGAACCAUCUCUCGACCUUGUUUGUCCCAACCAUCUUUUCGACCAUUUGCUCCCUUCGCUUGUCCGUUUCACGAGAAAAGCCCCGGUUCAUCACAUUAAUCCCUGUGCUCUCCUUGCACAUCUUCGGAGUAUUGUUUCUUGUAUUUUCAGAGAAUCAUCAUGACGUCCGCUCCAUCCGGUCAACUCAACCCAUCGGCGCAGAGCGGCUUUAGCAAUGCCGCUCUGUAUGACAAGCAUCGCCCUUCGUUCCCCGCUCACAGCGUCUCUGUCUUGCUCGACGGCGUACGCGUCGCCGACAGCCCCCAAGCCACAGUCGUGGAUCUGGCGGCGGGCACUGGAAAGUUCACCGAGCUCUUGGCCGCCAGAGAUGAGGGGUACGAGAUCAUCGCCAUUGAGCCGCAUGCCGACAUGCGCAAGGUGCUCGAGGACAAGCACCUCAAAGGCGUCAGCGUCCGACAUGGCCUCUCCACCGACAUGAAGUCGCUGAAGGAUGAGAGUGUCGACGCCGUUAUAGCUGCCCAGGCAUUCCACUGGUUCGCCAAUCUCGAAUCCUUGGAAGAGAUCAAUCGUGUGCUACAACCUCAUGGCGCCUUUGGUAUGAUUUGGAACAUUGAAGACUACAACGCACCGAAAGCACACGCAGCAUCCACAGGCUGGGAGCAAAAGCUUCAAGACUUGAUUCACACUUUUGAUGACAAUCAACCUCGCUUCCGCCAUGAGAAGUGGCGUUCCGUCUUUGAUAGCCAGCUAUCCUCUAACCCUUUCUCGAUCACUACAUCUGCUGAGCCCCUCUUUGCUCUCCCGCUAGCAGAGAACACCGAAGAGUGGAGUGUCUGGUUGACCAAAGAGGCUAUUUGGCAACGCUUCAGCACACUGUCGCAAAUCGCUGUCUUGGAGAGUGAGGAGAAAGAAAAGGUCAAGAGCACUUUUGAAGAAGCAUUGAAGAUGGAAGAUGUAGAGAAGAAUGAAAAGGGUGAGGUCAAGUUACAUGGAAUGACUGUAUCAGCAUGGACGACCAAGAUCCCUCAAAAGGGCGCUGAGAGUCUGUUGACUACUGUCAAAGAUGCUUUGGCCGGCAGAACUUGAGAAGAUGAGAGGAUGAGGAUAUGCUUAUUAUGAAAAGAGAGAAUCGAAGUGAGGGUGUUGUUUGUAGCAGUACGGACAAAAGCAACAGGCGCAAGCCCAUAUCACAUCCACCGAGCACCACGCUGCCGCAUUCUCA
This is a messenger RNA of Aureobasidium pullulans EXF-150, 1320 nucleotides long. Its product is annotated as putative 2-heptaprenyl-1,4-naphthoquinone methyltransferase. Bases 258 to 1184 code for a protein of 308 amino acids. Gene Ontology annotation, molecular function: S-adenosylmethionine-dependent methyltransferase activity. The record is from RefSeq and is a predicted model, not a curated record. The transcript is spliced from 3 exons. NCBI's taxonomy places the organism in Eukaryota, Fungi, Ascomycota, Dothideomycetes, Dothideales, Saccotheciaceae.